CAGAUUCGUAUUCUCUCUCUACCAUUGUCUUCCUCUUCCAGAACUUUCUCAUCUCUCUCCACGUGUUUUCUCUCUCUUUCUUUUUCGUUUAUUCAUCCUUUCUGUAUAAUUCAUCCAACCAUUUCAAAACUACCAGGAAUUCGAACCAGGGAUUGAUUCUCUCACCUUUCUCUGUUCGAAUUCUUUGGACCUUAAUGCUACUAUCAAUCAUUUUGAGAUACUUGUGUUGAUGAGAUCAGAAGGUUCUUAAAAUGGACAGCUCAGAAACAUAAAUAUAAAUAUCUGGGAUUCAUUAUUACUACUGGACUUUGAAAUUUGGAAACUCAGCAAUAAUCUCAAUUUUUCUGCUUUUGAAAUUUGUGGAGGGUGGACGACAUCAUGGCUAUUGAAAUUACUUCUAUUGUUUCAAAACUAUCAAUGUUAUCCACUUCCGAUCAUGCUUCUGUUGUUUCUAUGAACUUGUUUGUGGCACUUCUGUGUGCUUGUAUUGUCCUUGGUCAUCUUCUCGAGGAGAAUCGCUGGAUGAAUGAAUCCAUCACUGCCCUUUUGAUUGGUAUAUGCACUGGUGUAGUGAUUUUGCUGUUUAGUGGUGGAAAAAGUUCGCAUAUUCUUGUUUUCAGUGAAGAUCUUUUCUUUAUAUACCUGCUGCCGCCAAUUAUAUUCAAUGCCGGGUUUCAAGUAAAGAAAAAGCAGUUUUUUGUCAACUUCAUGACUAUCACAUCAUUUGGAGCUAUUGGCACAUUAAUAUCUUGUGUUAUUAUAACCACGGGUGCUACUUUUGCUUUUAAGAGGAUGGAUAUUGGGACACUGGAAAUCGGCGAUUACCUAGCUAUUGGAGCAAUAUUUGCCGCAACAGAUUCCGUUUGCACAUUGCAGGUGCUAAAUCAGGAUGAGACACCUUUAUUGUAUAGUCUUGUAUUUGGGGAAGGUGUUGUGAAUGAUGCUACCUCAGUUGUGCUUUUCAAUGCAAUUCAAAGCUUUGAUCUUAACCAACUUAACCCUUCAAUUGCAUUGCACUUCUUGGGCAACUUCCUGUAUUUGUUUGUAGCAAGCACACUCCUUGGUGUUGUGACAGGUCUGCUUAGUGCUUACGUCAUCAAAAAGCUGUACAUUGGCAGGCACUCCACAGAUCGUGAGGUUGCUCUUAUGAUGCUAAUGGCAUACCUCUCCUAUAUGCUGGCUGAGUUAUCCUAUCUGAGUGGCAUUCUUACCGUAUUCUUUUGUGGUAUUGUAAUGUCUCAUUAUACCUGGCAUAAUGUGACGCAGAGUUCAAGAAUCACUACUAAGCAUUCUUUUGCUACCUUGUCCUUUGUUGCUGAGAUCUUUAUCUUCCUUUAUGUUGGUAUGGAUGCCCUGGACAUUGAAAAAUGGAAGUUUGUUAGUGAUAGUCCUGGAACAUCUAUAGCAGCAAGUUCAGUAUUGUUGGGUCUAAUACUUCUUGGAAGAGCAGCGUUUGUUUUCCCCUUAUCCUUCUUAUCCAACUUGACUAAAAAAUCACAACAUCAGAAGAUCUCCUUCAGACAGCAAGUGAUCAUUUGGUGGGCUGGUCUUAUGAGAGGUGCUGUUUCAAUGGCACUUGCGUAUAAUCAGUUCACCAUGUCGGGGCAUACUCAACUGCGUAGCAAUGCAAUCAUGAUAACCAGCACCAUCACUGUUGUCCUUUUCAGCACAGUGGUGUUUGGUUUGCUGACUAAGCCACUUAUAAGGCUUCUACUACCUCAUCCUAAAAUCACAAGCAGCAUGACAACCACAGAAUCGACUACUCCAAAAUCAUUCAUUGUCCCACUUCUAGGAGAUUCCCGAGAUUCUGAAGCUGAUCUUGAAGGCCAUGAAAUUCACCGACCAAACAGCCUUCGUGCUUUACUAUCAACUCCAACUCACACUGUUCAUCGAUUAUGGCGAAAGUUUGAUGAUUCAUUCAUGCGUCCUGUUUUUGGUGGUAGAGGUUUUGUUCCUGUAGAACCUGGCUCACCAAGUGAACGCAAUGGUAAUCAAUGGGGUUGAGAAAAGAAGCCAUGAAAUGUGUAAUAUGUGUUGUAUACUACGUAUGAUUUGUAAAAGUCAUGCAACGUGUGUAUAAUGUAUUUAUUGCAUAAGAACCUCGUAGUGAAAUUUUGUUGAGUUGUUUGA
Molecule: messenger RNA, 2130 nt
Organism: Medicago truncatula (barrel medic)
Lineage: Eukaryota; Viridiplantae; Streptophyta; Magnoliopsida; Fabales; Fabaceae
Product: sodium/hydrogen exchanger 2
Exons: 15
Coding region: 379-2004 (541 amino acids)
Biological process (GO): regulation of intracellular pH; potassium ion transmembrane transport; proton transmembrane transport
Cellular component (GO): plasma membrane
Molecular function (GO): potassium:proton antiporter activity; sodium:proton antiporter activity
Source: RefSeq, a predicted model, not a curated record